AUGAGCACACCAAUAGAUUCAAUCCCACCUGCAGAUGCCAGCGAAGCCUCUGCUUCGAGUUCAGCUUCCGCUCUUCAAGCCAAUGGUCUAGCUGAUCAACCUCAGCCAUCAACGUCGACACUUACUCCUGCUCCUGCCUCUGGUGCUGAAGAAAUAAAUAUGGAAGAAGAUGGAGGUAUCAAAGUCUAUAAACCUAUAUCAGAGUCCACCACACCAACAUCUAAGACCGAACCUGACGAAUCCUUUUUCGAACCUACCCUUGCGGACGUACAAUCCCACCAUUCUUCCGUGCUUGCUAGGAACAAACGUUUGAACGAGGCUCCGCUCUUGACGGCCAAGUAUAGAGAGGCGGAGAAGGCUGAGAGGGAGAAGUUGAAGAAGGAUAGAUGGCCUAAUACUACGAUUAGAAUUAAAUUCUCUGAUGGGACUAUUAUACAAAACAUAUUCCCAAGUGAUUCGCCUAUACAACCUGUCUACGAAUUCAUUCGAACGGCUUUGAUAGAAGAGGUAAUAAGUGAACCAUUCAUACUUUACCAACCACCCCGAACUAAAUAUCCUGAAUAUCCCAUCCCAAUCCCAUCCUCUUCCACCCAAUCCAAAUCCAAGUCAAAACCAACUUAUGCCAAAUCAUCCAUAAUCACUCCAGCAAAUUACGGUCCGGUGAAAGGCGGGACAUUACAAGGUUUGCAAGGUGGUACGGGAGGUAAAGAGACGUUGUAUGAAUUGGGAUUGGUACCGCAGAGUGUAUUGUUGGUAAGGUGGGAAGAUGAUGAGGCUAUGAAUGCAAGCUCUUACCCUGCUCCCAUUCAAGGUCACUUGAAAGCAAAAUCACAACCCCUUCCACCGUCUGUUCCCAGAUCAGACUCGAAUUCGACAAAUCAGCAGAAAGGUACUAUACCAGGACCGGGACAAGCAUCAGCAGGACCAGGUGAGAAGAAAAUACCAAAGUGGUUACAGAAAGGUCUUCUUAAGAAGAAGACUUGA
This is a messenger RNA of Kwoniella mangroviensis CBS 8507, 984 nucleotides long. RefSeq lists its product as uncharacterized. Gene Ontology annotation, biological process: intracellular protein transport. The record is from RefSeq and is a predicted model, not a curated record. Gene Ontology annotation, cellular component: cytoplasm; nucleus; vesicle membrane. Lineage: Eukaryota; Fungi; Basidiomycota; Tremellomycetes; Tremellales; Cryptococcaceae. Bases 1 to 984 code for a protein of 327 amino acids. The transcript has 7 exons. Gene Ontology annotation, molecular function: protein binding.